Aspergillus udagawae is the source of this 1056-nucleotide messenger RNA. RefSeq names its product zinc-dependent alcohol dehydrogenase. Gene Ontology annotation, molecular function: oxidoreductase activity; zinc ion binding. Lineage: Eukaryota; Fungi; Ascomycota; Eurotiomycetes; Eurotiales; Aspergillaceae. Bases 1 to 1056 code for a protein of 351 amino acids. The transcript has 4 exons. The record is from RefSeq and is a predicted model, not a curated record.
AUGCAAAUCCCACAGACUCAAACUGUAGCUCUUGUCUCCGAACUCGGAGGCAAGGUGGAAUUUGACGAUCAGUAUCCAGUUCCUGUCCCGGGUCAAAACGAGGUGCUGGCAAAAGUCCUCUACACCGGUGUUUGUCAGAGUGAUCUCCACACCAAGAAUGGAACUGCAGCCGGUGCCGACGGAAAUCCCAUCACGAACAUCAAGCGUCCUCACGUUGGUGGUCACGAAGGAGUCGGACGGAUUGUGGCACUCGGUCCUGGUUGCGGACCUGACUUGAAAGUUGGAGGCCUGGUGGGCAUUCGUUUCGCCAGUCGUAUCUGCAGACGAUGCGAGUUCUGCCUCGCUGGGACAGAACAGUAUUGCAUCAAAAGCACCAAUCAUCUGCACCACGAGGAUGGCAGCUUCCAAAUGUACAUUGCCCUCGACGCGGACUAUCUGACAAUCCUGCCGGACGACAUCGAUCCGAAAGUCAUUGGCCCGGUCUUAUGCGCUGGGGCCGUUCUCAACGCCAACAUCAGAGCGGGAAACUGGCUCGUUGUAGUGGGUGCAGGAGGCGGCCUCGGACACCUCGCGGUCCAAUACGCAAAAGCCCAUGGCGCACUGGUUAUCGGGGUCGACGCUGGAGAUAAACGAGACUUUGUUCUCGGACUUGGUGCUGUCGAGUUUAUCGACUUCAAAUCUACCGACCGUGUGCAGCGUGUUCACGAAAUCACUGGACUGGGGGCACACGCUGUAGUUGUGACAGCCGGCAAUGCAAAAGCUUUUGCCCAUGCAUGCGACAUGCUGCGCGUCGGUGGCACUCUGAGCUGCGUCGGCAUUCCCCCAGGGCGUCCUGUGCUGGAGACCCCCAUCUGCACCAUUGUCAUCAAAGGGCUCAGGAUCACUGGCAAUCUGGUUGGUUCGCUCAAAGAGUGUAUGGAAGCGGUUGAGUUGGUCCGUCGGGGAAUGGUCAAACCAGAAAUUCGAGUACGGCCAUUCAGGGAUCUGCCUCAAGUGUACGAGGAAAUGGAGAAAGGUGAUAUUUCAGGACGAAUCGUCCUCCAGAUUGCAGAGUGA